GUAGAGUCUGCGAGAGAGAGAGAGUGUGCGUGUGUUUGCGCGAGUACGUGCCUGCGUGCAUGCGAGACUGGUAUUUGUCGAGUAAGUGGCGGCCAUCAUUAAGACAUGUUCCUUAAGCAAUGUCACUUGGCAAAUAAAUUAAUUUGUCUUUUUUUUUUUGUCAGUAAGUUCCUUUGUCUUUUUAUGUCGAUCUCUCUCUCUCUUACUCUUUCUUUCUUUGUGCCUGUGUGAGGCACGUUUGUAUCUCUAAUGUAUUAUGCACCCGAGCGAGCACAUUACAAAGUUCAAAACCUUUUUAAAGCUCCUUUCGUUUCGUGUGAACACACCCAUUCUUUGUCGUUCGUUGUGAUAAUUUAUACUUCUCGCACUCUGAUCGUCCUACAAUAACUAUAGUUAUUUCCUUUCUUUAAAACUUGCAUGAUUAAUGAAUUAAUUUUUAUCUCUGACAAAAGUUUUAGACUAUGCCCCGCCUGAAUCAGCGCAAAUGCUCGUUAGUGUAAUGACAGCAUCAUAUUGGAUGGGCGCUAAUUACAGUGGGAGGUUAAGUUCUUCCUGCUGGCAGCUUCCUCCCUAGAGUCGGACAGAACUUUCCACUCUAUAUAUAGCCCUUAUACCAUUCACAAAGAGACGUGUAUAAAUAGCAGGUGAAGGCACUCUGUUCACAGUCGACCGACCGAUCCUCUCUUGGAACGUCUGUGAGGUGGCAGCUGCUCUACCGACUAUCAUCACAAGAUGGAUUCUUUAUGGCACAUGCUUGGUGUCUCAAUUCUGCAAAUGUCGCUCGUGGUUCUAAUGUCGUCCAGAUCUUUGUCAUCGCCGUUGGCGCAAAGGAAAGCGACCUCUGACCUGUGGCCGAUGGCGCCGAGCGCCGCUGCGGGUAAGAGUCACCUGCUGAUGUGGGUUCGCACAGAGAAGCAGCUGAUGCCGCUGGUCACCUCGCUUGCUGACUCCGCUCUUGACCUUCUCUUGUGUCAGUGUAAGGCGGCGGGCUACACCGAGCUUAUGACAGAGUGCCUGGAGUACGCCGCAGACCUUAACGACACCCAGCCUCUACCCGGUUUUCCCUCGGCAAUGGCCCUUCGAGCAGAAAACCAGAAACAUUUUGCUAAAGUGUUGAUAGAGGACGUGGUGGUGGCUAUGCACAGCCUGGAGCACCUGAUGGCCCCGCUUGCUGAAAACUUGAAGCAGUGUCACCUUCAAGACAAGUUUCUUCCCAGUCUGCGGCUCGCCAACCGACAGUUUGGAAAUAUGGUGAAAUCAUUCUACAAUUCCAACUUAAAAGACGCCAAGGUGCCAACUACUAAAAGAGUUUCAACUGGGCAGAGCGGUGUCCAGAUGCCAAUCAAAGCUUUAUACAAUACUUACAACCGUCUGAAGCUUAUCGAGUCUGUCCUUGGGUAUUACCUGGAUCUUUCGUGGUUUUCGAGACUGGAGAGUCUGGCCAAGGGAAAGAAAACUCUCGCCAGCCAAGGAGAAUAAUACCAAAAGUACAUUAACUGUCCUGUAAUUGGCAUUUUGGAUCGUACAUCACAUUCAGUGGUAAUAUAACAUCGUCACCCAUGUUUUUAAAUUUCCGACUAAAGGCUAAAUAGUGAUACUUGCAGCUGUAACACUACUGCCUUGCUGUUUCGCUCACUUCACUUGCAAAGGGUUUAAAUGUCAAGUGCUGAGAGCAUUUUAGCCCGCCUGAAAAUGGAGGCUAUAUUUAUUUGUGUAAUUUGCCACUCAGAAUACCCGUCCGCAUCAUUGUUGAAUCAAAUUUCUUGAGCUUUUUGUUCCUCGUCUGUCUCCUAUCUUUCUCCGUUCGGAGAAAUGCAUUUCCUGUGUACUAAUAUGUGUGUGUGUGAGAGAGAGAGCACAAGCACUGUUUAGCGUCUGACACCACUUGCACCUGUUCAUUCAUCCACUUGUCGACACCACAAAAUAAUGCGUGGUAAAUUUUCAAUAAAGUUUAAUUUUGUAGAGCUCAAAUGUCUAGAAGUGUUCACUAAAAUCAUCAACACGUAAUUAACCGUAUUACUGCUUGCACGAAGCCAUGCAUUUCGCCAUCUAUUCGCCUGCGUGACAUAUCCCUAUCCUCCGUGUAAAUAUAGAUUAGUGAAACACCUAAUAUUGCAGACGCGCAACGGUUAGCACCCGUCACCAAUACAGGGAGGGUUGGCUGUCCUGGGUUCAGCUCUCGUCUCGGCACGCUGUUCUUUCUCUGCAUGCGGCAUUAGUCUACAGCGCUGGCUGUCUUACCGUGAUAUAGCCUUAGGUGCUGAUUCGGUGUAAAAUUUAAUUUCCCCCAAAAGAAAUUUGUUAUCAGUUCUUUUCGCUGCUUGCUUGCGAUGCCCCGUUCGUCAUCUCCACCCCAUUUGUCUCGGGAUAUAGCACCUUAGUACAGGAAGAGUUGGACAUCUGCUGACUUGGCGUAAAAACCAACCAGGCAAUCCACCAUUUUUCUAACAACCUACUCUCGUCACUCAUUUCUACCCUUUUUCCUACCAGUCAUGGCGGCAGGUUCGUGUGGUGAUGGUGGUAGAAGUGUGGUGCAGGAGGGGGGGACGGGGAGGACAAAAGGGAAGGGCAUUGUGACCUUUCUACAUUUAGCCAGUCUGGCAGCCAUCAUCGAUUUUGUUUUCUCAGUGGCUCGUGAAUCCCGUAUUUUGGAGAAAUCUGGAGAUUCCAGUGGCUUUGCUAUUUUUUCUGUGCUUUUUUUUUUUUUUUUUUUUUUGUAAGUUGCAUCCGAAUUUGAGUGACCGUGGUCUGCUGACCAGCUCCGAUUUUCCGAAAAUCGUGUUAUAUAUCAGUAAACUAUUAGCCUUUCCGCCCCUCUCCUCCCACGACCCCAAAGGAAUGGAAAAAACCCCAAUUUCUGGACGCUUGAUAAUGCGACUGGGGCAGUGUCUGAGAACACCUUGUCGUAGAAGAAAAGAUGCGACCUCACAUGCGGUGUCAUUGUUUGUACAGAGCAGCACACCACCUUGUAGUGUCACUGAGGACAUUAUAUCGUUCGCGGAGUUUGCGCUGAUGGUCGCACUGGAGGGUGGAAUGAAAAACUUAGGUGUAUGUAUUCCUUAUGCACCGGGAAGAAUGUGUAUGUGUGUGAGAGAGAGAGUGUCUGUGUGUGCGCGCGUGCGUGCGUGCUUGGGCCAGAGAUUUUUGGCCGGGGAAAACAGGAAUAGAUUUUUGUUUUCUUGAUAAAAGACGUGAGUUUCUAGAAAACCUGGACAUUCCGUUGUGUUUUUGGUGGAAUCGCAAUUUCCGAAAAAUGCUCCGAGGAAAAUGACCAUCUUCUCAUCCCCACCACCAAUAUUUUUUUUUUAACCUCGUUUUCUGCAAAUUGUGUAGAGAUGUAGAUUACUUGUGGCUUGUAAUCGACGUUUCUCCUCUAUCACUAUUUUGUUUAUGCGCUCACACUUUCUUCAGUCAACACUUGGUUCGUCUGGCGCCACUGGCCUGCUAAUUACAGGUCUUUCCGCACUAAAGUGCUUAGCGCAUGUCUCAGCGUUGAUUAUCGUCCGAAGCAGGAGCAAGUUCAAGAAUGAAAUCCUUGAGAGGAGCUACAAACGCUGUUGGCAAGCAUGCACGUCUUACCUAACAUGUAGAGCUAAUUUCUUUUACAUGUAAUGUCUAGAAUAUAACGUGUCGCAUGCGUUAUAUAUUGUUAUGUGUUUUUUGUGUAAGGUGUCGCAACUAGGUGAUUAAGUACGAUGUUUUUAUUGAAUGAAAUGGACAAAACGCAAAUAGUCCUCAGCGUGGUCAUUUU
Molecule: messenger RNA, 3751 nt
Organism: Pomacea canaliculata
Lineage: Eukaryota; Metazoa; Mollusca; Gastropoda; Architaenioglossa; Ampullariidae
Exons: 5
Coding region: 733-1479 (248 amino acids)
Source: RefSeq, a predicted model, not a curated record